This is a messenger RNA of Lycium barbarum (goji berry), 4146 nucleotides long. Its product is annotated as trihelix transcription factor ENAP2-like. NCBI's taxonomy places the organism in Eukaryota, Viridiplantae, Streptophyta, Magnoliopsida, Solanales, Solanaceae. Gene Ontology annotation, cellular component: nucleus. The record is from RefSeq and is a predicted model, not a curated record. Bases 178 to 1212 code for a protein of 344 amino acids. Gene Ontology annotation, molecular function: transcription cis-regulatory region binding. The transcript has 2 exons.
CCUCCCUACCCCUAACCCCCACCCCUACCCCACGUAACAUCGUCGGCACAUUUUUGUCGAUGUACCGUCGACCCAAUCACACUGAAUAACUUCUCACCUUCACACCCCCCUCUCUCUCUAACCCUAAAAUCGAAAAAAACUAGGGUUUGCGCCGCCGUCGAAUCGCCGCCGUCUCCGAUGUCCGACAACGAUCUCGAUAACAAUUCUCCGUCACCGUCGCCGUCGUUCUCACCUCCACCAAUAAAAAACGAACACCUAGCUCUUAUUCCUCACGCGCCUCCUCCUCCUACAAUUUCUCCGGCGACGACAAUCUCACCGCCGUUAACUCGAACGCCGGCGUUCCCGGCGCGCGAAGAUUGCUGGUCAGAAGCGGCAACUCAUACACUCAUCGAAGCAUGGGGAUCUCACUAUCUAGAACUGAAACGCGGUAAUCUAAGACAGAAACACUGGCAGGAAGUUGCUAAUUCCGUCAACGCACUUCACGGACACACGAAAAAGCAAUAUCGAACGGAUAUACAGUGCAAAAACCGGAUCGAUACGUUGAAAAAAAAGUAUAAGAUCGAAAAAGCUAGGGUUUCGCAAUCUCACGGUAGGUAUGUUCCUCAAUGGCCGUUUUUCAAUAGCCUCGAUGUACUCAUCGGUGAUAAUUUCAAACCUUCGCCGUCGCCGGUGACAACUACGGUAACAACUCCGUCACCGGUGACGUUAACGGUUGCUACUCGCCGGAAAACACCUCCAUUGCUUCCUCCGCCGCCUUCCGCCGUACCGGUUGCUCCUCGAUCAAAACGACCGGCCGCCGGAGAACUUUACCGGCGAAAUUUCUCCGCCAUGGCCGCCGCCGCAGCUGCCGUGUCGGAUGAUUCGGACGAAGAGGAUGAGUCGGAAACUUCAACUCCGGCGAGUUUUCCGGCGGGAGGUAUAAGUAGGAGGAAGGAGAGUGGUGGUGGUGAAUUGGCGGAAGGUUGUAGCAGGUUAGCGGAAGCGAUAGGGAGGUUUGCGGAGAUAUACGAACGAGUUGAAGAUGCUAAGCAGAGGCAAAUGGUGGAAUUGGAGAAGCAAAGAAUGCAAUUUGCGAAGGAUUUGGAGAUUCAAAGAAUGAAACUCAUUAUGGAAUCACAAGUACAGCUUGAAAAGAUUAAACGCGCUAAGCACAGUCCACAACAAGAUGAUAUGAAGAAAUAUGAAGGUGUUUCUUAUUCAAGUUGUAGUUGACAUUUAUAUUUAGAUACAAAGAUAUAUGCAGCUUGAAAAGCUUAACGCGCUAAGAACAGUUCACAAGCUGGUGAGCCAGGUAUGUUAUUCCUAGUUGGGAAAAUUUGCUGUUUCUUUGAUUCUGUUUGAUUUUACGUAGCAAUCCAAUUGAAACUCGUGUAUGUAUGUACCUAUGUAUGUAUGUAUGUAUGGUGAAAAGAAGCUUUCAAUUUGAUUGGUAGAUAUAAAGAUAUAUGAAGGUGUUUCUUAUUCAAGUUAUUAGUUGAUAUUUAAUGAUUGGGAAGUUUCCAAUUGAUCAAUAAUGAUGGUAUGUUGUCCUAGAAGCAGUUUAUUUAGUGUAUCUGCUAUUGGGUUUGUUGCUGAGUUGCUCUUUUGUCUUUAAAUUGGGUUGCUUCCUUAGGAAAGAGAGAUUGGGAUUGGUGUAGUUAGUUUGCUUUAAUCCUCAGUUCUCUUUUACAUUUGCCUCUUUUUAACAUGCACUAGUAGGGUUCUUUUUAAUACGAUUGAAGAAAUUAAACCUGAAAAGUUUUCAAGGGGUUAGCCAUUAGGGAAAUUCACGAUGCGUGAGAAGUUAGAACUAGUGAUGUAAUGACCUUUUCCUUAAUCUGUACUUGUGCAAGAAACACUGGAUAUCAUAAAGAACAGAUCAAGGCCAAGUCUAGCCAAGGAUGGAGAAUGGGGGCUUCUCACUAAAUGUGAAUUGGGCAUGCAUUGUAUCUCUGCUGAGUUAUAUUUGAAUGAAUUGAAUCCCAUCUCACUGAUAGAGUUAAGGUAGAAAAUAAUUCCUUUUUUUUUUUUUUUUUUUUUUAAGAUAAGGAGUUAAUGUAUAAGUUUUCUUAUAUGAGUUAGUUAUCUAGGAGGUUAACUGGAUUGAAGAUACAUAAGGUAAUAUAUGUUGUUUUAUCUUUUGAAAAGGCUAACAUAACAAAUGUUAUUAAUUUAUGGGGAAGUUUCCUUAUACAAGAAGUAUUCCAACAAGUAGAGAGAUUUAAAAUUAAAUAUGGUUCUCCACAAACUACACCCAAUCUUCUAUGGCGACUGGAAUCUUAUGGUUGCACCAAAAGAUACUAGAAAUAAGAGGCUAUUCAUCUUACAAAAUCAGACUCUACGCCAUUAAAAGCUAUCUAAUUCCUCUCCUGCCAUCGAAUCCACAUAAGUACUAGUGUGGCGAAAACCUAUGCGCUAUGCCUUCGUCUCCUGCUUCCAUAGGUUCAGUUGUGCAACACCUUUUUUUUUUUUUUUUUUUUUGGAAAUGAUAAGUAGUUGUGCAACACUUUCUUUAUUGUUCGAACUUGACUUGCCAGUCUCAAAGCUGGUACGAAAUCUUUCUUGGAUAGUUUGGUGUUUCAUGUGUCAGGAAUCAGCUUCUGAGGGCUUAUACAAGUUCAGGCAGUAGGUCUUAUUCUACCUUGGUUAGCUAUAGAUGUAAGUAAACUGUUUAGAUGACCCUCUUGGUUUAAGUAUGAGUCCUCGUUUGACCAAAAUUAAAUAGUAUUUUAAAUUUUCUUGAUCUUAUUAAUUAAGAAAUAAAAUGAUCUUAACCAAAAUGUUACUUUAAUCUCUUUUUCAUUCUGAGGUUUAGAUGAUUGGAUGUUUUUGUGGUUUCAUGAGGGCUUUGACCAACUGUUGGUUCUGGCUCCUCUUGACUUUUUCUUUCUUCUUGGCUGUGGUGACAAAAGUGUUCCUGCAAGAUGGGUGGGGAAGGGGUAGUUUUUCUAGUUAAUUUGGCAUUAGGCGCAUUAUGGUUUUUUAUUGAGCUUUUUUUCUUUCCCAUAAUCCCUACUACUUACUAGCCACAUAAUGCAUCCUCCAAACAAUCCCAGUGGUGUAGAACUGAAAUGGUAAGUAUGAUCAAAAUUUUAUUUUUUCCAGAAGUACUUUAUACUUCAAUUUAACCAAAUUUGAUCUGUUCUAUUCAAUUUCAUAUUGAAGAAUGCAUUUUUGUCUACAGAGUUCUCUUAAAAUUGCCAUAGGACAAUGUUGAGGAAUAUUAUAGUGGAAAGAUUUUGCGUUCACAUCUCUUGAACAGAUUGAAUUGAAAAUGAAGAUAGACACUUUUUGAUGUGUCCUUGAACAUAAUUGCUAUGGUCUUGACUAUCUAUUUACUUUCUAUGGGGAAUUGUUGAUUUAAUGACUGGUAAAAAUGUUAUGAUGCCACUGGAGAUCUGAGAUUGGUCUAUAUCCUGAGUAUAAUACAUCGUUUAAGCUUCAGAGGAAGAGCAGUAAAGAUGCAAUGCUUGUGGAUAUGUGCGGAGAUUUUUAUUGCAUGAAACAAAUAUAUUUACUCAGACCCCAAGAUGUGGGAUUUCACUGGGCUGUUGUUGUUGUUGUAAAUAUAUUUACUCAUAGUUAUAAAUGUGCAUCGUCCCCCCACCAUGACAUUUAGAGAAGCUGUAGUAGUUCAACUGUGUGAUGAAAGCUUUAGUCGAUAGUUGAUUUUCUCAUUAGUCUAUUAUUGUAAUUACCAUUUGCUCCUUCUUUAGUUAACUUGUCCUGCUGUAUCGUGGUAGCUAUGCUUUGAAGGAACGACUUAUGCUUGUUGAACUCUAAUUAUGGAGUUAGCAAUUGAUAGGGUCAGAGGGUAAAAUGUUUCUUAAUUCUUGCCCCGCUUGGGAUCAACAACAACAACAUACCCAGUGUAAUUCCACAAGUGGAGUUUGGGGAGGGUAGAGUGUACGCACACCUUACCCCUACCUUGGGAUCAAGGAAGGUUAUUGAGAAGCUUCAUUGGUGCACUGUGGCUCCUAAAUAUUUAGAAGUUCUCGAAAAGAAGAGAAUCCUUUAUUUUUUGUUGCCUUCUCUUACCCUCCCACCUUCUAAAUAUCACGUAAAGCCAGUAAUGUCCUCGUUAUUAUGUAUUAAGUACUAUUCUCUGGAUGUUUAGUUUGAAAUUACUUCGACACAAAUGUGAAGUUAAUGGGUUUCUAUUUUUAU